Musca vetustissima is the source of this 661-nucleotide messenger RNA. RefSeq names its product glypican-6-like. Gene Ontology annotation, biological process: cell migration; regulation of signal transduction; regulation of protein localization to membrane. The record is from RefSeq and is a predicted model, not a curated record. Gene Ontology annotation, cellular component: plasma membrane; extracellular region; cell surface. The transcript is spliced from 3 exons. Lineage: Eukaryota; Metazoa; Arthropoda; Insecta; Diptera; Muscidae. The annotation marks the transcript as partial.
AGAAAAUUUUCGCAAACUCUUACAAGAAUCGAAAACCGAAUUCAAUAAUAUGUUUACACGAACCUACGGUGUAAUAUAUCAAAAGAAUGCCUAUGUCUUUUCGGAUUUGUUCAGUGAAUUGGAAAACUAUUAUAAUCGUGGGCGAAGCGAUCUCAUAAAUGUAAUGGAUACCUUUUUCAGUACCCUGUAUCAGAAAAUGUUUCAAGUUCUCAAUGUCCAGUAUACGUUUGAUGAACAAUACCUACAAUGUGUCAGCAAAUAUAUGAAGGAUCUGAAACCAUUCGGAGAUGUACCCGACAAACUAUCCGUCCAAAUUAAAAGAUCAUUUGUGGCAACAAGAACCUAUGGUCAGGCAUUGAGUACGGCGGCGGAUAUUUCCAAGCGGUUAAUUAAUAUACGUUUAAAUGCCGAUUGUACAUCGGCCCUAACCAAAAUGCAACACUGUGGCUCGUGCAAAGGUUAUACGGAAAAACCCUGUACGAAUUAUUGUGUUAAUGUCAUCAAAGGUUGCCUACACUAUUUCAAUGAAUUGGAUACGGAAUGGGAGAAUUUUGCCGGUGCUAUGGAUAAGGUGGCGGAACGUUUAUUGGGCUCUUUUAAUAUUGUUAUGGUUGUCGAACCAAUUAAUAUUAAAAUUUCCGAAGCCAUUAUGAAUUUCCAG